AUGAUAGCUUUAGUUGAUGAUUUAUUUUGUAAAGAACUUAUGAGGUCUGGAUGUGGUACUAGAAUAGUACUCAGCAUAUUUCUUAUUGUGUUAUCGAGUGCUACUAGCGUCAUUGAAGAUGAUGCAACUUCUGAGUUUCGUGGUUGUAUUAGAGUCCUUGCUGAUAAAGCCAUUGAUGGUGUAGAUAAUAUGCCGGAAGGAAUAUCCGCAUCGAGAUGGGAAGAGAUAGACACUAAGGCAUUAUCGGCACUUCAAUUAUGCCUUUCCAAUGAUGUUCUAAGAGAGAAUCUAUUAUCUUUGGGUACUCUUGAUAAAAUCGGGUGUAAAAUCACUUGUGAAGGUGGAGUUAUGAAGGUUGCCAAUGGCUCACUAGUGGUGAUGAAGGGGAAGUUGAAUGGUAGUUUGUAUGCUCUUGAAGUGGAGGUUGAAUCUUCCAAUGUUGAUGAUGAGAAAGAUGAUGAUAGGGUAGUUGCAAAGGGAUACUCUCAAAUUGAGGGUGUGGAUUUUCAUGAGGUUUUCUCACCGGUGGUGAAACACUCUUCUAUAAGGGCAUUGCUUGCUUUGGUGGCGAUGGAGGAUUUGGAAUUACAUCAAUUGGAUGUAAAGACGGCUUUUCUUCACGGUGAGCUUGAAGAAGAAAUAUUUAUGAAGCAACCGGAAGGUUUUGAGGUAGCCGGUAAGGAAAAUCAUGUGUGUAGAUUGAAGAGGUCAUUGUAUGGGUUGAAGCAAUCUCCAAGGCAAUGGUAUAAAAGGUUUGAUUCCUUUAUGAUUUCACAUGAUUUUAUUAGAAGUUCUUAUGAUAGUUGUGUCUAUUUUAAGAAGUUUGAAGAUGGUUCUUUAUUAUAUUUGCUCUUAUAUGUUGAUGACAUGCUAGCUACGAAUGCUUGCAAUAAUCACCUUCCUUUGGAAGCCACUUGCUUUUCAUUUGAAGUUGAUCAUGUCAACAAGCGUCUGAGGGGUGGUAUAAAGAUGGGUAGCAUGAUUGGGUCCUCCUCAGACAUGCGACAUGCACAUGUGUGGAGCCAUUUUCAAUCCGAAGAGAGUUCCUUUAGCUUCGCAUUAGUCAAAAUUGGAUUGGUUGCCAUCGACUUUGAACUAGCCGACCCCUCUGUGGUUGGCUGUGCCACACCAUAUGCAACCUCAGUUAAGUCGCCACUAUUGGCCACACCUAACUGA
Amaranthus tricolor (Joseph's coat) is the source of this 1176-nucleotide messenger RNA. RefSeq lists its product as uncharacterized. The coding region runs from base 1 to 1176 and encodes 391 amino acids. The record is from RefSeq and is a predicted model, not a curated record. Lineage: Eukaryota; Viridiplantae; Streptophyta; Magnoliopsida; Caryophyllales; Amaranthaceae. The transcript is spliced from 8 exons.